Molecule: messenger RNA, 2015 nt
Organism: Ceratosolen solmsi marchali
Lineage: Eukaryota; Metazoa; Arthropoda; Insecta; Hymenoptera; Agaonidae
Gene: wcd
Product: U3 small nucleolar RNA-associated protein 18 homolog wicked
Exons: 7
Coding region: 266-1909 (547 amino acids)
Biological process (GO): rRNA processing
Cellular component (GO): Pwp2p-containing subcomplex of 90S preribosome; small-subunit processome
Molecular function (GO): protein binding
Source: RefSeq, a predicted model, not a curated record
AAAGAGCAAAAUUUGUCUCGUGCCGAAAGUAAAACAAACCCGCCUGCCUUUAUCAUUACAUUAAACCCAUUGAAUUGAAGAAAAACCAUUUGAAGAGAAUGCGAUUUUCCUAAUGCGCAUGCGAUCUGAGGAUACACGUCACAUUGUAUAUCUUAGCGUCAACAUAACCUUAAAGUUACGUUGGUUUUGCCGAUUGGAGCUCACGUGGUCGAAAAAAGUUUAUCGCUUUCGUUAGCAGUUGAAAUAGCAAAUACGAUUUAUAAUAAUGGGGCUGGACAAUAAGCAGAAUAAUAAUGUAUUCGCACGGCCUCAAAGACCAAAAAUUAAAAAGAAAAGAUCGAGAACAAUAUCGGAAGCGUCGGUAAUAUCCGACAUAUCCUUAGCAAGGGAUUCUGAAAAUGAAAGUAUCGAUAAUCCAGUAAAAUCAAAGAAAAAACGAAUAGGCGCCUACAAUGCUAACGAAGAAUCAAGGUUAGAGAAAUUAGUUUUUGGUGAUCCCACUGAUGUAAUUAAAAAUUUGGAAAGUGACAAUGAGGAGGUGCAGAGGAUUAUUCAGCAUAAUGUUAAAGAUAAAGCUAGUAACUAUUCGAGUGAAAGCAGUGACACCGAUGAGAACGAUUCGGUUAUAUUGAUGAAAUCUGACAACGAUUCUAUAAUUACGGUAGACUCAAAAAUUUCAGUCGCGCGUCCUGCAUGGCAGGACGAGGACGACGAAGUUCUAACAGUUAAAGAGGCUUUGAUCAGUCAAAAUCGCCGACUACCCAAUGGUCGACCGGAAGUCAAGUAUAACGAAUUGUUACAAAAUAAAUUUACCCAUAUUGUUGGGACGCCAAAAUGGGCGAAAUUAGAUAGAGAAAUAGACGAAGAUUCGGAGGAUUCUGACAAUGAGCUUUUAAAACAUAGUAAUCACUUGAUUCCAAAUAAAAGUAAAUCUUUAGCGAAAGGAACUAUCGAUUUAAAAGUUCUAGCUCAUGUAAAUAAACAGACGCAUACGGAAGGUCCAUUCGUUAAUUCUGUACAAUUUCACAAACUGUCGACGGUAGCAUUAGUCGCAGGCUCGUCUGGAGUACUCUCGUUGUUCGAGAUUGAUGGACGAGAAAACAAUAAAUUACAUACUAUGAAAUUUGAAAGAUUUCCAAUACAUACGGCAAGGUUUUUGCAAGAAGGAUCAUCGAUACUCGUUGGUUCAGGGAAACACGCGUACUGCCAUUCUUACGAUCUGAUGACCGGAAAGACAUUUAAAAUACCUUUACCACAUGGCAUUACAAAUAUGAAGAAUUUCGAGGUAUCACCCGAUGGUAAACUCAUAGCUAUUUCUGGAAGGUUCGGAGAAGUAUAUCUACUAUCCAGUAUUACAAAGGAGCUGAUAGGAAUGAUACAAAUGAAUAAAAAAUGUCAAGCUUUCGUUUUUACACCAGACAGUACAAAAAUCAUCACGCACGGGGACAGCAGCGAGUUAUAUACCUGGGAUAUUGGUUCGCGAUCGUGCUUGAACCGAGCCUUCGACGAUGGCUGCCUCUCAGGUUCUUCGAUAGCGAUGUCGCCGAAUGGCCAAUUCGUCGCAACGGGGAGCAAACAGGGCGCCGUCAAUCUCUACGAUGCCAACUCCAUUAUAAAUGAAAGGGCGCCAAUGCCAGUGAAGACGGUGCUGAAUCUCGUCACAUCCAUCACGAAGCUUAAAUUUAACUCGAGCACCGAGAUACUCGCCAUAGCUUCCGAGAAGAAGGAGACCGCCUUCAAAAUGUUACAUUUACCAUCGUUUCACGUAUUUUCCAACUUCCCGACCUUCAACACGACAAUGUUCAAUCCAGUGGACAUGGAUUUCUCGCCUGCGAGCGGCUACCUCAGCAUCUCCAAUAACAAGGGCUUCGCUUAUCUAUAUAGAUUGAAGCAUUAUGGAAAUUAUUAGAUUAGUGUAUUACCCUUAUAUAUCGCACUUUGCAAAUAAUUCAAUAAGUCAAUCGAUCGAUCGAUUGCACUGUCCAUCCCUUGUCUCAUUAGAUCUCGACAUUUUU